Messenger RNA from Phodopus roborovskii (desert hamster), 3176 nucleotides. RefSeq names its product centrosomal protein of 97 kDa. The record is from RefSeq and is a predicted model, not a curated record. The transcript has 11 exons. Gene Ontology annotation, molecular function: protein binding. NCBI's taxonomy places the organism in Eukaryota, Metazoa, Chordata, Mammalia, Rodentia, Cricetidae. The coding region runs from base 34 to 2955 and encodes 973 amino acids.
ACGGUUGCCUGGUGUCAUUAGCAAGAGGCAAGCAUGGCGGUAGCGCGAGCCGACGGGGCUCUGGCUCCGGGAGAAGGAUCAGUGGUGAACUGGUCAGGGCAGGGACUACAGAAAUUAGGGCCCAACAUGCCCUUUGACCCUAAUGUCCACACAUUGAUUCUGGAUAAAAAUCAGAUUAUUAAACUGGAAAAUCUAGAGAAAUGCAAACAGUUAAUACAGUUGUCAGUAGCUAAUAAUCGGCUGGUUCGGAUGAUGGGCGUGGCCAAACUGACUCAACUUCGGGUAUUAAAUUUACCUCAUAAUAGUAUUGGCUGCAUGGAAGGGCUGAAGGACCUAGUCCAUUUGGAAUGGCUGAAUUUAGCAGGAAAUAAUCUGAAGACCAUGGAGCAAAUCAACAGCUGCACAGCUCUACAGCACCUUGACCUGUCAGACAAUAACAUAUCCCAGAUAGGUGAUCUGUCAAAGCUGAUGUCUUUGAAGACCCUGCUUUUACAUGGGAACAUCAUCACCUCUCUUAGAAUGGCACCUGCGUAUCUACCCAGAAGUCUUUCUAUAUUGUCUCUGGCAGAAAAUGAAAUCCGAGACUUAAAUGAGAUCUCGUUUUUGGCCUCUUUAAGUGAAUUGGAGCAGUUGUCAAUCAUGAACAAUCCUUGUGUGAUGGCAACACCGUCCAUUCCAGGGUUUGACUAUCGGCCGUACAUCGUCAGCUGGUGCUUAAAUCUCAGAGUACUAGAUGGAUACGUGAUUUCUCAGAAGGAAAGUUUGAAAGCUGAAUGGCUCUACAGUCAAGGCAAGGGGCGAGCAUAUCGGCCUGGCCAGCACAUCCAGCUUGCGCAGUACCUGGCUACUGUCUGUUCUCUUACUUCUGCACUGGGUCUUCAAACUGCAGAGGAUGCCAAACUAGAGAAGAUUCUGAGUAAACAGAGGUUUCACCAGAGGCAGUUGAUGAACCAAAGCCAAAGUGAAGAGUUGUCUCCUCUUGCUCCUGUUGAAACAAGGGUACCCCUUACACCUGAGCGCUCCAGCCCUGUUCAAGACUUCCAGGAAAGCGAACCUGUUCUCCAAAUCAAUUCUUGGGUUGGGAUAAGCAGUAAUGAUGAUCAGUUAUAUGCUGUGAAGAAUAACUUCCCAGCGUCGGCACACCCUACAAGAUAUGCUCGGAAUGACCUUCACCUGGAAGACAUACAGACAGAUGAGGACAAACUAAACUGUAGUCUGCUCUCUUCAGAGUCCACUUUUAUGCCAGUUGCAUCAGGGCUGUCUCCAGUGUCACCCACUGUUGAGCUGAGGCUGCAGGGCAUCAACUUGGGUCUAGAAGAUGAUGAUGAUUUUGCAGAUGAAUCCAUGAAAAGGCUGGAAAACCAGGACAAGGAAAAGCCUUUAUGGGAUACAAAUGAGAGUUCUGUUCAAAUGCUGAAAAGUAAGAUGAGUAAGGAAGUAGAUGAGAAUUCUGGGCUGUUGAAGGAGGAUAAGCAUGGUCUUACAUCUUUCCCGGAGGCAGUUGAACAUAGUGUGUCCCGCAUAGACCCAAACGGUGAAGAAACCAUGUCUCCUACCACUUCAGAGAAAUCUCCCUGCAGGGUUUUUACCCAGAGAUCUGCUGCUUUGGGACAAGAUAAAGUCACUCUUCAGAAACGGAAUGCAGCUGCCACUAAGCUUCAGGCCUGUUGGCGGGGCUUUUAUACCAGGAACUACAAUCCACAAGCCAAAGGGGUACGCUAUGAAAUCCGGCUGCGUAGAAUGCAGGAGCACAUUGUCUGCCUGACAGAUGAAGUAAGGAGAUUAAGAAAAGAAAGAGAUGAAGAACGUGUAAAAACUUUUGUACAAGAAGAGGCUGUCAGAUUCCUUUGGAAUGAGGUAAGAUCUCUACAAGCUUGGCAGCAGACAGUGGAGCAGCGUCUGAUUUCCUGGCAUACUGAUGUGCCUCCUAUAUCAAGUACUCUGGUGUCACCUAAACCUCCAUUAUUUCCACAACGUCAAGGCCCCUCUUCUGAUCAGAGUUCUGAUUGGUUCAUUGCUGAGGAUGAAGCUCCUCAAGAGAAAUCUCUUCCGGAAUUUCCAGACUCUGGUUUUCAUUCCUCCCUAACAGAUCAAGUUCGAUGUUUGAAGGAUUCUUUGGAUUUUGAAAAAAGUUCCAUAGAAAGCAGCGAAAGCUCCAUGUUGGGGAAUUCCAUGGACACAGUGAAACACGGCAGAGACCCCAGCUCAGAGGCCAUGAUUGAGGAGCAUGGUUGCUGUAGUAAGGAAAGCUCCAACAGUGAGCAGGAUAACACGCUGCUCGAACAGUAUUUAACUUCAGUCCAGCAGCUAGAUGACGCCGAACAGAGGACAGACUCUGACGAGGUGGCAGGAGACAGUAUGUGCCAGGUAGCCUGUUCUCAGGACCAUGUGGCAGGAGACAGUAUGUGCCAGGUAGCCUGUUCUCAGGACCAUGUGGCAGGAGAUAGUACGUGCCACGUAGCCUGUUCUCAGGACGAUAUGGCGGGAGACAGUAUGUACCAGGUAGCCUGUUCUCAGGACCAUGUGGCAGGAGAUAGUACGUGCCACGUAGCCUGUUCUCAGGACGAUGUGGCAGGAGACAGUAUGUACCACGUAGCCUGUUCUCAGGACGAUGUGGCAGGAGAUAGUACGUGCCACGUAGCCUGUUCUCAGGACGAUGUGGCAGGAGAUAGUACGUGCCACGUAGCCUGUUCUCAGGACGAUGUGGCAGGAGACAGUAUGUACCACGUAGCCUGUUCUCAGGACGAUGUGGCAGGAGACAGUAUGUACCAGGUAGACUGUUCUCCGGAAAGCUUAGAUGCCUCAUCUCAUAGUGAGGCUCACAGAGUAUCUCCCAUUUUACAGGAUGGGAUUAGCCAGACACCAGAGAAAUGUGAGUUAAGUGCAGACGUUCAAGGGCAGUCCCCGGAAUGUGAUGCUACAUUUCAGGUGUUGCAUGUGGGUGUCAUUGUGUAGCAGUGACAGAAACUCACUUGGAUUUCUUAAUGUUUUCAGUUGUUUCUUUUCUUUUGCAAAGGAGCAAUCCUUCCCCCAUUUUGUUAUUGUUUAUAUGAAACUUGUAUUCUUGCCCCCAUAUUUUUCAGAUUUGAGAUAUUGAGCUAAGUCUUCGUUUUGAUUGUACUAAUGUACUAAAAAUAUUGAUAUUAAAAGGCAUAUGCACUUUAUUUCUUAAUAAU